This is a messenger RNA of Contarinia nasturtii (swede midge), 1482 nucleotides long. RefSeq names its product AN1-type zinc finger protein 6 (gene drn). The record is from RefSeq and is a predicted model, not a curated record. NCBI's taxonomy places the organism in Eukaryota, Metazoa, Arthropoda, Insecta, Diptera, Cecidomyiidae. The transcript is spliced from 5 exons. The coding region runs from base 845 to 1402 and encodes 185 amino acids. Gene Ontology annotation, molecular function: zinc ion binding; DNA binding.
UUCAGUCGCGAUUCAGUACUCGUAGAGCAAAGAGCUCCAAAGCUAAUUCGAACAAUAUAAACAUUAAUUGUUUUCUUUUUAUUCAUUUAAAAAAAAAGAAGUUAAUAAAUAGAAACGAAAAUCUAUCGACAAAAGGCAAUUGAAUUAAACACAACACAAAUUAUCAAACGAAUUUUUGGUGAUAUUUGUCAGUGCGAUUUAAGGCUAAAAAUAGAAACUUCGGGACAGUCCAGUCAUACGCGAGGUGAAUUUGACACGACCUUCUUUGCUGACUCGCGGAAUUAAAAAAAAAAAAAACAAAUUUCUUUGUGUUUGCCGCUGGCAUGAGACGUUUCCAGCUGAAAUAAAUAAAUGAACAAUUAAAAGUGAUCGAAAUCCAAUGACUUUUAAAAGUGCAUAUUUAAAAAUUGAAAGGAGAUAAACAAGAAAGGAAACAAGAAAAAAAAAACAAAUUCGAAUUAGUUUUCAACUCAUUUCUAAAGACAAUUUGAGUAAAUAAAUGAAAUCUGGCUUUGCGAAGUGAAUGAGAAUCGGCGUAAAAACCAAAAUAACAAAACGAAAUUUAAAAACUGUGAUUAAACUAGAUACCUAAUUGUCAUACGCGCGACGAUAAAUGUAUAUGAGUGCAAGUGCAUAAAUUGAAGAAGAAAAGACUAUAAAUUCCAUUUGAAUUCAACAAGCAAACCAAAACCUCGUCAAUUUCAUUAAGCGCAGCAUAGAUAUAUAUACAUAUAUAUAUUCGAGUCAAAGUCUGUUUUGAGCUCGACCAUUGUGUGUAACGAUCCAUUGAACUGAUUAAGUAAAUUUAUCAAACGUAAAGCGAAAAAUCCAAAACCUAGACAAAAUGGAGCGCGAAUCAAAUCCAAUGCAACCAAUGUGCCGUUCUGGAUGCGGUUUCUAUGGUAAUCCUGCCCAAGACGGUUUAUGUUCUGUAUGCUAUAAAGACUCACUUAGAAAGAAACAACAACCCCCCGUUAGUAGUACACCUGUUGUUUCAAGUCCGCAACAGCAAACACAACAAAAUUUCAGUUCCCCUGCAUCGGUCACUCACACAGCACAGCCAACAGUGCAGACUUUGCAACAACCACACAUUGAAACCAACAAAGAAAAACUACCUGAAGCUAGCGCAAGCGCAAUUAGUGAAAUAGCCGGAACUUCCAUUAGCGAUGAACAAGAGGACAAAGAUGGUGACAAGGAUUCAAAGAAAAAGAAAAACCGUUGUGGCAUCUGCCGUAAGAAGGUUGGAUUAACAGGUUUUCAAUGCCGAUGCGGUGGUCUUUAUUGCGCCGUACAUAGAUACAGCGAUGAACACCAAUGUACGUACGACUAUCGAGAACAUGGUGCCCAGGAGAUCCGUCGAAACAAUCCUGUAGUUGUCGGAGAAAAAAUUCAAAAGAUUUGAACUCUUGUGCCAUCUAAUUAAUAAUUUUUAUAACAUAUAUUAUUAAUAAUAAAUCUAAAAUACAAAAAAAAAAUUCGAAA